This is a messenger RNA of Ochotona curzoniae (black-lipped pika), 1212 nucleotides long. It is a transcript of the gene LY86, whose product is annotated as lymphocyte antigen 86. Bases 25 to 507 code for a protein of 160 amino acids. The record is from RefSeq and is a predicted model, not a curated record. The transcript is spliced from 5 exons. Lineage: Eukaryota; Metazoa; Chordata; Mammalia; Lagomorpha; Ochotonidae. Gene Ontology annotation, biological process: positive regulation of lipopolysaccharide-mediated signaling pathway; innate immune response.
CCAGGUCACACACGGGCCCUCACCAUGAAGGGCGUCCUCCUCUUGUGUGCCUUGCUGCUGGCCCCCCGCGGCAGUGGCAGUGACCCUGAGGCAGCCUGGCCCACACACAUGGCCUGCAGGAACGGGGACUUGCAAGUGUUCUACCAGAGCUGCGAUCCCUUGCAAGACUUCGGUUUCUCCAUCGACCAGUGCUCCAAACAAGUAAAGCCCAAUCUCAACAUCCGAUUCGGGAUCAUUCUGAGGGAAGACAUCAGCCACCUGUUCCUGGACGUAACUCUGCUCUCCAAGGGCGUGACUAUUCUGAACUACUCCUACCCCAUCUGUGAGGAGGAUCUCCCCAAGUUCUCCUUCUGUGGAAGAAGGAAAGGAGAACAGAUUUACUAUGCUGGUCCCAUCAAUAAUUCUGAAUUUGACAUUCCCCAGGGAAAGUACGAGAUUUUGCUGGAACUGUACAAUGAACACCGCUCUAUCGUGGCCUGCGCCAAUGCUACUGUCCUCUGCUCCUGACUGACCUGUGCUACAAGUCCCACCUCUUUGGAACUCCCGGUUCCCUGGACUGAGCCUGCCGUGGAAGAACUAGACAACAAUGGAAUCUCUAGAAGAAAAUGCCCCACACCCCCUGGAAAGUGCAGCUGCAACCUCCAGCCCGGGGUUAAAUGUCUGCAAACUUUCCAGGUGUCAUGAAGCCCCUGAAACUAUGUGCUCCAUAUGAGCCCCUUGGUAGCCCCUGAGGGAGGAAGGGAGAGAGAGAGAGAGAGAGAGAGAGAGAACUGACCCUUGAUGGGGCUGAACACCCAGGAACACAGCAGUCUCACCAGGGAUGUGAACUGGGAGAAAAUGAGCGUUCUUUGUCCUCCAAUCAGGUCUUCCCUUUGCCCCCGUCAUACACCUCCAACUCUGCCCUUGUACUCCCAAAAGUUGACAAAGUUUUGCUGGUUCAGAAAUCGCUGGCAGAAGCACCAGCAUCCCUGUCACUGGUUGGCACCCUGGCAGAGCAUGAGAACUAAAAUCAGGUCUAGAACUGGAGGCCAGGGGCCAGCAGGUAUUGAACCCGCAGCCUCAAGCCAAGCUCUCUGAGUAAUCAUGGGCCGGGGAGUGGGGGCAAGGGAUUGUAGCAGAUACUGAAAAUGACCAAGCAAUCUAAAAUUCCAAGAACUUCAUCUCUCUUGGGAAGAGAUACUGCUCUUUCAAAAAAAGAAAUAAAUGUUCGUU